Molecule: messenger RNA, 2205 nt
Organism: Colletotrichum higginsianum IMI 349063
Lineage: Eukaryota; Fungi; Ascomycota; Sordariomycetes; Glomerellales; Glomerellaceae
Product: Fungal specific transcription factor
Exons: 5
Coding region: 1-2205 (734 amino acids)
Biological process (GO): DNA-templated transcription
Molecular function (GO): DNA binding; zinc ion binding
Source: RefSeq, a predicted model, not a curated record
AUGAGCAGCCGACGUGCGCCAAUUGCAGGACAACGGCGGCGACAAGGCACUCGUCAGAAUCGUCAAAGAACAGACCUCGGCACCACCCCGUCGCGCAUCCCGGGGGAUAUUAGCGGCAACGACUCUGCCGCGGAGCACGGCGGGGACACGCCACAGCCACACACCCCUGACGGCCCUGAUCCUGCUAUCCACUCGCCGCCCCCUCCCCCUCAUACCAGCACGCAACAGCCCGGAGCUCUGACGGAACAAAACCCUUCUCACCGAGCGGGUGUCUCCCGUAUCGUGGUAUCCGCUAAUGGAGUCUCGAGCUAUCACGGCCGCACGAGCGCCCUGUUCGAGGAGAGUCUACAGGAACGAUCAUCGGCCGUCGACUUACGUCCACGGAUGCCGGAUGAAUGGAUAGAGAAGGGUUUGGUUGCCGAGGCGGCUAGACAACGUAUGAUCCUUCUUCUCCACCAGAAGCUUGGCUUCGGCCAGCUCGAAGACUUCAACUAUCGCGCGGGAACGCUCGACUUCGAUGGUGUGGACCCGGAACUAGGCAUGCACCUCCUGUCCCUGCACUGGAACCGCCAGCACCAUUCCUUUCUGCUCACGUACCGACCCGCAUUCAUGCGGGACAUGGCCUGCAACGGGCCGUACUUUUCAAAGAUACUGCUCAACGCCAUCUACUUCGGGGCUUCCAAGUUCAGCCCGCGUCGAGAAGUCCGGAGGGACCUCAACGACGUGCGCACCGCCGGCUGGGCGUUCCGUGAGCGUGUUAGGAAGCUGCUUGGCGACGCGCUGGAUAGCAGCGAUAUCACAACCAUUCAGGCUUUGCUGGUGAUGACAAAUUCGCUUUUCGCCCUAGGUGACGAGAGGAGUGCUGCUUGGCUAUACGCGGGCCUGGCAUUCCGCAUGAUCAUCGACUUGGGCAUGCAUGUUGAUGCACCAGGCCUCGGUAGCACACGGAAGUUCUCUGACGAAGACCUAGAGAUACGACGGCGGGUGUUCUGGGGUGCAUUCGUCGUCGAUAAGAUCCAGAGUCUCUAUCAGGGACGCCCGGCGUCCUUGAAAGAGUCUGACACGCUGGUACCCAUCAAAUUUCUCGAUACGUUCGAGGAGUUUGAAAACUGGAAGCCGUUUGCGUACUCUACUGAUGCCACCAGCUACCCUGGAUCGCCUGCCUUCAGCGUGUCUACUUUCACCUACCUGUGUCGACUCUCGGUCGUCAUGAGCGAUAUUCUGAGCUGCAUCUAUACGGAGAGAGCCUUUGACAAAAGCGCAACUGAGCUCUCCACAAUGCUGGAGAGUCUAAGCUCCAAGUUGGCUGCUUGGAAAGAAGCUUUGCCUACUCAUCUCGUGUUCGAUCCAAAGAACGAUGACCAAGUUCCUCCUCCACACGUACUAAGCUUGCACGCCAUGUUCAAUGUUCUCACCAUCCUUCUUCACCGUCCGUUUGUUGCUGAUGGCCACUUGUACAACACCUCUCGUUCCAUAUCGGUCAACUCGUUCAUCACCUGCGCGUCUGCAGCCGACAGCAUAGUCGGUGUUCUUCGAGCAUACAACAGAGUAUUUUCUGUGCGACACGCACCUUAUUUGAUCUCAUAUGCCACGUAUGUUGCUGCAACGAUUCACGUACGGAUCGCCGCGAAGCGCAGCACGGAAUCGGAGGCUCGCGAGCGCCUGGAAACCUGUAUGUCCGUGUUUCGAGAGAACCAGGAAACAAACUGGGCCGUGAGAAGGGCCAAAACCAUCGUCGAAGGCUUGAUGACGCGUCUGGGUGUAAGUCUCACCCGCGUUGACGGCAACGAAAGACAGAGGAGCAAUGCCUUUCCUGUCUCGACAGCGAACCGCGACGCGCCUGACGCCUUGGGGAAUCCCAACGACAGGGUGCGCCUUUCAAUGACCGAUGAGGCACGCCCUCCGCAGACAGUGCUUGAGAACGUAUCCCCUUCCAUGGGGUGGUCAGAUAUCGACGGAAUCAUCCAAAGUUUUGUGCGAGGGCAAGAGCACAACACUGUCGCAGCGGAUGUGAACCAGACGGACUUAAACCAACAGCCGGUCCCGUCGGGAACGGGGUUGCAGCCGGCAAACUUCGACUCUUCGAGCUUUAUCGGAAACCAGACUUGGUUCCAAGGGAUGCCGGAGGGAGACGGCGGCGCUGCUUCUUUCGACGACCUUCUGUUCGGGUUCAACGGCUCCGCGCUUGACAGCAUGUUCUCCUGA